Messenger RNA from Rotaria sp. Silwood1, 1152 nucleotides. NCBI's taxonomy places the organism in Eukaryota, Metazoa, Rotifera, Eurotatoria, Philodinida, Philodinidae. The record is from the annotation of a GenBank genome assembly.
AUGAGUCAUCCAGUGAGCAAGCCACCCUCUAAAUUAACUUUAAAACCAUUGGAUUUUCAACAACCACCAAAAAAUACUACAGAAAAACCACCUUCCGAUUCGACAGAUGUUAAUCGUAUACCUAGUCGACCAACUUCAUCAACAUCGAACCAUCGUGAUCUUAGUACUGGCCAACUUCAUUUGUCUGAUACAAAAGUCUAUAAAUUUACAGCCAAUGAUUUAAUUGAUCGUGGUGUUAUUGGAGAAGGUAAUUUUGGAAUUGUAUGUAAAAUGGAACAUGCAAAAAGUGGAAUGAUAAUGGCAGUAAAACGAAUUCGUUCAACUGUUGAUGAACGAUGUCAAAAACAAAUGCUCAAUGAAUUAGAUAUUGUCAUGCGUGAAAAUACUUGUCCACAUAUUGUUAAAUUUUAUGGAGCUCUCUUCAAAGAAGGAGAUUGUUGGAUUUGUAUGGAAUUAAUGGAUACAUCACUUGAUCGUUUUUAUAAAUAUGUUUAUCAUAAACUUAAUCAGUGUAUACCUGAAAGUGUUCUUGCUUAUAUAACUCUUGCCGCUUUAGAAGCGCUUGAUUAUAUAAAAUCUCGUUGGCAAAUUAUUCAUCGAGAUGUAAAACCAUCAAAUAUAUUAGUUUCUCGAACGACAAUUAAACUUUGUGAUUUUGGUAUAAGUGGUCAGUUAAUUGAUUCAAUUGCUAAAACACGUGAUGCUGGUUGUCGACCAUAUUUACCACCUGAACGAAUCGAUCCAUUACGAGCUACACGUGAUGGUUAUGAUGUUCGAUCCGAUGUUUGGUCACUUGGCAUUACUAUUUAUGAAAUUGCCACAGGAUAUUUUCCAUUUCGAGAAUGGACAUCUGUAUUUGAUCAAUUACAACAAAUUGUAGAAGGUCCUCCCUUACGACUUAACGUUGAUCGUCUUUCAAAUAAUUGCAAAGAUUUUGUAAAUACAUGUUUGAAUAAAGAUGAAAAUCAAAGACCAAAAUAUAAAAAAUUAUUAGAACAUGCAUUUGUACGAAAAGCAGCAACGCCACAACAAACUGAAAAUAUAGCGGCUUAUUUUUCUGAGAUAAUUGAUGGACUCGCAGAAAAUACGGAUACAUUUGAACUUUAUUAUUAUUUACCGUCUGAUUCUUCAGCAACAUCAAAUCCUCGGUGA